This is a messenger RNA of Diabrotica balteata, 3126 nucleotides long. NCBI's taxonomy places the organism in Eukaryota, Metazoa, Arthropoda, Insecta, Coleoptera, Chrysomelidae. The record is from the annotation of a GenBank genome assembly.
GUUUAAUUCCUCCUGAACUGAACUACGAACUGUGUUUACAUCUGCAACGUGCUUACCGUGUAUAAAGACGGGUACCGAAAUUAUUGACGUUUAGUGUAAUUCAUUUCAUUUGUUGGUAAUUGCAAUAGAUUAUUCUUGUCAAGGAAUGCAGAAUGCAGAGUAGUGCAGUGCAGUAUUGACGUGGGAAGAUGUAGGAAAUUAAAUUUACAUUACAAAACAUUAAAAUAAUCAUGACAAAAAAAACGGACAAUAAAAAUUAUAAAUUUGGGGCUUUAUGUCACGCGGUAACUUACAGUGUCGUUAAUUUUACAGAAACAUUCUUUUACAAGUUAGGAUUAUAUAUUGGACAACACCCAAAAAGAACAAUUGUGAUAUGUUGGAUAGUAGUACUUGUAAGCGCUUUAGGAUUUAUACGGUUUCGCCAAGAAAAGAAUCCACUUAAACUUUGGGUUCCUCCAGAUUCAUCUUUCGUUAAAGACUCAGAAUGGCUUAUGAAAUCCUUACAAAUUGCGUACCAAGAAGAAGUGGUUAUGCUUACGGGCGACGAUGUACUUACUCCAGAGUACAUACAAAGGUUAUACCAACUCGACCAAGAGGUUCGGAAUACGAAGAGUUCUAAAAAUUUAACGCUUAAGGAUGUAUGUUUUAUGAUACCAAAGGUCGAACCGAGUCUUCUAAAAUUACUCGAUUAUAACGAUACUCGUGUAGACCCAAGCUCCCAAAUGAAUCCUGCGUUAUACUGCAGCUUUGUCGAAUCAAUGAGGAAAGAGUGUUAUGUCAAAAGUAUAUUAGAUUUGUGGGGAUUUAAGAAAAAGACAAUUAUGGCACUUACGAAGGAAGAUAUUGUCAAUGCCAUUAAUGUUGAAUCUGAUGAAUUGUUUGGAAAACUGAAAAGUCAUAAAGACCUCCUUGGAAUGGUUGAAAAAAACGAAACCGGACAUAUCGUUGGAGCUAAAGCUUUAUACAAUUAUUGGUAUUUGACAAAAAACUUUUCGGCUAUCGAUAUGGAGAAAGUUGGAAAUAUGGCGGGUACCAGUGAUUGGGCAACAGAAGAAGCCGUAGAUUGGGAAGGUUUAUUCCUAGAAAUAUUGGAAAAGUUUAGUCAAUCAAAAGAAAUGUUUUACUACGCAGGUAGAAGUUUCGGUGAUAUAAGCAAUGCAGCUUUAUUCCAAGAUAUGGACUUAAUAGUCUUUGGAGUCACAAUUAUGAUACUUUAUGUUCAACUAGUUAUAUCCAAAUUUAAUUUUGUUGAAAUGAGAAUUAUUUUAGGCUUUAUUGGGUUACUAUCUAUAGGAAUGUCCUUCGUCGUAGGCUCAGGAAUCUGUUCACUGAUAGGCGUUCCUUAUGGUCCUGUUCACACAUCUUUACCGUUUCUACUAAUGGGGUUAGGUGUUGACGAUAUGUUCAUAAUAAUUGCAUGUUGGGAAGAACUAACUGCAGAAGAAAAGAAAUUACCGAUGGAACGGAAAAUAGCACUGACGCUUAAACACGCCGGUGUAUCCAUCACCAUAACUUCAGUUACUGAUGUGAUAGCUUUCAUUAUUGGUUCCUCGACAAUCUUGCCAUCUUUAGAAUCGUUUUGCAUCUACGCUGCAGCAGGUGUACUUAUGACCUUUAUAUUUGCCGUUACGUUUUUCGUAGCGUGUUUUGUGAUAGAUCAACGACGAGUUGAAUCAAAUAGGCAUGGUGCUUUUCCGUGGAUUGUGUAUCCUAACUACGAACCAAACCAGUGCAGUCAGAAAAAUUUUACUAGUAUAAUAUUUAAUAAAUUCUACUCUAAUGUGAUAUUAACCACGCCAGGAAAGAUAGCUGUGAUAGUAAUUAGUAUUAUCUGCGCUGGAUUUAGCAUAGAAAGUUGUAUGAAGUUAGAGAAAAAAUUCAAUCCCGAGUGGUUUAUACCGGAAGGGACGCAUCUCGGAAAUUUUUUUUCGGCCAGAAAUACAUACUUUCCUUUAGUUGGAUUUGACGCUGGCUUGUAUAUGGGAGCAGUAAAUUAUUCACACGAAUUGACAAAUAUUAAGAGGGCUGUUGACAAAUUAAAUGAGAUUAGUAAUACUACUGAAAAUGUUGUAUCGUGGGUAGAUCCUUUCAGAGACUUCGUUAUGUUCAAUUUUCAUCAUGAUGUGUUUAUUGAACCUUUGGAUGAUGAUCGGUUUUCCAUAUUUCUAACAAAAUUUCUCAUGAGCCCCAAAUAUGCGCAAUAUCAAGGAAAUUUUAUUUUUGAAAGGGAGCUUGAAUGUGGAGUUCCAGCACCAAAAAUUAAGUUAUCUACAAUUGACUUCUUCUUUAAAAAAUCAUCUGAAACGCAACAGCAAAUAUCGGCGAUGUAUCAAGUUAGAGGUAUAGCUGAAAAUAUUAAUUUUACUUCUGGAGAUAGGUUCGCAACGGUAUGGUCGAAAUUUUUUGCAACGUGGAUUACAGAUGAGUUAAUUGGUAUAGAGGUACUACGGAAUCUCCAACUAGCUCUCUUAUGCGUGAUGCUGUGUACAAUUCCUCUAAUAGCAAACUGGCAAAUAAGCUGUCUUAUAUUUUGCUGCGUUCUAAUCACAAUGGUAGACGUAUGUGGCCUUAUGCAACGCUGGGGUGUCAACGUCGAUCUCGUCUCAUGUAUUGGACUGGAGUUGGCGAUUGGGUUGUGUGUAGAUUACGCUACACAUGUCGGACAUACAUUUUUGACGGUUUCCGAAGGAAAUAGGCAAGAACGUGUAAUCAAAACGGUUACUUCAAUCGGAUCUGCUGUUUUGUAUGGAGGUUUAUCAACUUUUAUUGGCGUAUCUAUGAUGAGCUUCUCGAGGGCGUACACUUUUCAGUCAUUUUUUAAGAUCUUCUUCCUGGUUAUCGUAUUCGGAUUGUUCCAUGGAAUUGUAUUGCUGCCUGUUAUUUUAAGUUUCAUCGGUCCUUCUCCUUACAAAAAGCACAAGAAACCUGCCGUAGAAGAGUCAGAACUUAAACCUCUGGACAGCUGACAGUUAACGACUUUAACAAACAUCUAGAGAUUAAGUAGGAUUGAUAAAUUUGUUUAAUAAAACAAAACUAAGUAAUUGGGCCGUGUUAGCUUAAUUAGAAUAAUGAGAUUUUAAUGACAGUUUUUGUUAUGUUUAAUAAAGAUAUUGUUUUUUAGAAGAG